Molecule: messenger RNA, 1400 nt
Organism: Prosopis cineraria
Lineage: Eukaryota; Viridiplantae; Streptophyta; Magnoliopsida; Fabales; Fabaceae
Product: NAC domain-containing protein 72-like
Exons: 3
Coding region: 113-1096 (327 amino acids)
Biological process (GO): regulation of DNA-templated transcription
Molecular function (GO): DNA binding
Source: RefSeq, a predicted model, not a curated record
AAAAGAAAAGAAAGAGAAUUCAUUUCAAGAAAACCUCGAGCCUCAGAUCCCUCUCCUUCCUCGUCCUCAGUGUCCGCGCUGUUUUUCUCCUGUACAAUCACAACAAGCUAGCAUGGGCGUGCCCGAGACAGACCCUCUAGCUCAAUUGAGUCUACCUCCGGGUUUCCGGUUUUUCCCGACCGACGAGGAGCUUCUGGUUCAGUAUCUCUGCCGGAAGGUGGCCGGCCACCAUUUCUCUCUUCAAAUCAUCGGCGAUAUUGACCUGUACAAAUUUGACCCCUGGGUUCUUCCAAGCAAAGCCAUUUUUGGUGAGAAAGAAUGGUACUUCUUUAGCCCGAGGGAUCGGAAGUACCCGAACGGCUCCCGACCCAACAGGGUUGCCGGGUCUGGGUACUGGAAAGCCACUGGGACCGACAAAAUCAUCACCACCGCUGGUCGAAAGGUUGGAAUAAAGAAAGCUCUCGUUUUCUAUGUUGGAAAAGCACCCAAAGGCACCAAAACCAAUUGGAUCAUGCACGAGUACCGCCUCCUCGAUUCCUCCCGAAAGAGCGGAAGCACCAGGCUCGAUGAUUGGGUUCUAUGUCGGAUAUAUAAGAAGAAUUCGAGCGCCCAGAAGACUGCGCCUAUGGUUCCGAGCAGAGAAUACGAAUACAGUAACGGGUCGUCGUCGUCAUCGUCGUCCCACUUGGACGACGUGCUGGAAUCGUUGCCAGAAAUCGACGACCGGUGCUUCGAGCUGCCACGUGUCAACUCUCUGAAGACGUGGCCGCAGGAGGAGAAGCUGAAUCUUCACAAUCUGAAUGGCGGUAAUAAUUUCGUGGAGUGGGCCAACCCGGCAGUUCUGAACUCGGUGGCGGAGUUCAUUUCCGGGAAUCAAACGCAGACCCCAUCUCAAUCUCAAAGGGUGGUGAAUUAUAGUUCAAUCAGCGACGUGCAGCACGUCCCGUCGAUGCCGCGGCUGACUGUGCCGGAAGAGGAGGUCCAGAGCGGAUUGAGUAAUUCCGGGUUUUAUCAUCAGGGGUUCGAUAACUCAUUGACCGACCCGUAUGGGUUCAGGUACCCGAAUCAGACAACGGGGUUCGGGUUCAGGCAAUGAGAUCCGAAAAGACAAAAAGGGGACAAACUGGCGUAAAUACUUUGGGGAUUCUAGGAGCUAGCUAACGGCUUGGGUUGGCUUUGAGAUUCCAAAAGUAGAAAGUGGGGGGUGAAAAUGCAAUUUUGGUCGUGAUUUCCGGCUAAGACAUUGAAUGGAUGGGGCUUAUUGAGUCCCAGGAAUUUAGUAGUUAGGAUGUGUAAUUAAUUCGUGGGCAGGUUGGCAAUCAGCCACAUGAAUCAUGCUGUGGUUACAUGCAUUUAUGCUAAUUGUGUUUUCAAUGUUAGGUUUCAAUCUUUAUGCUGUA